AUAUCAUUAUAAAAGAAGGCAAGAUAAUUAUCGCAUAGAAGCAAUGGAAACAGGGGGGGAACUGAGAAGUGCGAAAGCAUUGAGCAUAGAACAAGGUCAAACAAAGGGCAGUGAAAAUCACAAGUAUGGUCUUACUUCUGCUCAUACCACAGACCAUGAUUCAUGGCAACAAGUGGGAUUGCUGCUAGUGACAAGCUUCAACUGCGGAUGGAUACUCAGUUUUUCAAAUCUCAUGUUGGUGCCUUUGGGUUGGACAUGGGGUAUCAUAUGCCUGUUUGUUGUGGGGCUCUAUUCUGCCUAUGCUAACUGGCUCUUGGCGGCAUUUCACUUCAUUGAUGGUCAGAGGUUCAUUAGAUACAGAGAUCUUAUGGGCUAUCUUUUUGGCAGAGAAAUGUAUUACAUCACUUGGGUGUCUCAAUAUUUGACCCUACUUCUUGGAAACAUGGGUUUCAUUCUCCUCGGUGGUAAAGCACUAAAGGAGAUCAAUUCAGAAUUUAGCGACUCACCCUUGAGGCUCCAAUAUUUCAUCAUCGUCACUGGAGCAGCCUACUUCAUAUUUGCACUUGUUAUUCCAACAUUGUCAGCGAUGAGAAGUUGGCUUGGAGUCUCUACCAUCCUCACUUUCACUUACAUCACCAUCCUUAUGUUGGUAUUAGUUCAUGAUGGGAAAUCUAACAAAAGUAGAGAUUAUGAGAUACCUGGAAGUAAAGUGAGCAAAGUUUUCAAUGCCUUUGGUGCAAUUUCGGCCAUUAUUGUUUGCAACACCUCCGGCUUGCUACUAGAAAUACAGUCAACUUUGCGAAAGCCAGCGGUCAAGAACAUGAGGAAAGCCUUGUAUCUACAAUAUACCGUGGGGCUCAUAUUCUACUAUGGUGUGAGCAUUGCAGGGUACUGGGCUUAUGGGUCAACGGUAUCCGUGUACCUUCCUGAAGAGCUCAGCGGUCCUAAAUGGGCCAAGGUCGUCAUUAAUUCUGGUGUCAUUCUACAGUCUAUAGUCUCCCAGCAUAUGUUUGUCGCACCAAUUCAUGAGAUGCUUGAUACUAGGUUCCUCAGGCUCAAUGAAAGCAUCAAUUCAAAAGAAAACAUCAAACGUAGAUUCCUCCUGCGAGCACUCCUCUUCACAUUCAAUACAUUUGUGACAGCAGCUUUUCCUUUCAUGGGGGACUUUGUAAACUUGUUAGGAUCAUUUACGCUCAUACCCAUAACCUUUAUCUUCCCAAGCAUGAUUUUCAUCAAGGUGAAGGGAAAGACAGCAAGACUGGAAAAGAAGGUGUGGCACUUGUCCAACAUUUUUCUCUUUUCCCUCCUUACAGUAGCAACCACGUCCUCCGCGGUUCGAAUAAUUAUUGAAAAUAUUCGCGAGUAUAAUUUCUUUGCAAAUACAUAAAUACAUGCAAGUUAAGUACCAUACAUGUUUAGUCGUCAUGGUAUGCGACUAUGACAACUGACUGCAGCUGGGUCCCUUAUUUGCAGAAAACAUUUGCAAGGAAUGAUAAUUUCAAAGUGGCAAAUAUAGUGGAAAUGUGUAAACUAAUUUUUUC
Messenger RNA from Corylus avellana, 1541 nucleotides. Its product is annotated as proline transporter 1. The record is from RefSeq and is a predicted model, not a curated record. Lineage: Eukaryota; Viridiplantae; Streptophyta; Magnoliopsida; Fagales; Betulaceae.